Astyanax mexicanus (Mexican tetra) is the source of this 2569-nucleotide messenger RNA. Its product is annotated as zona pellucida-like domain-containing protein 1. The record is from RefSeq and is a predicted model, not a curated record. Bases 137 to 1318 code for a protein of 393 amino acids. Gene Ontology annotation, cellular component: cell surface. NCBI's taxonomy places the organism in Eukaryota, Metazoa, Chordata, Actinopteri, Characiformes, Acestrorhamphidae. The transcript has 10 exons.
UGCGACUCUUUGCCCAGGUCAGACAGGAUAGGAUCAUCGUUCAGGGAUUAAAAGAAAGCACUGUCGGAAUUUCUCAGAGGCCUUAAGCUUUUCUUCUGUACUGAUAUUGAUGUAGGGACAGUAGCUAGUAGCUGAGAUGUUUGUCUUCAGCCUUCUUCUACUUGGAGUGCUCCUUCCAGGCUUCCAGGCCCUCACUCUGGAAGAAUGUGGCAGCAAUGCCAGACGUCCAGCGUACACAGACAUUUCCGUGGUCUGUGGGACCCAGUUUAUUGAGUUGUCCAUCUUGGUAUGUCCUGUCAUUUAUACUGGAUACAAUGAGAGCCUGCUGAUUCUCAACCAAAUGGGGAAUAAUCCCAACUGUCAGGGGCGGCUGAACACCUCUGUCACUCCUCCGGUCGUCCGCUUCACUUUCCCACUCAGAGAGGCUGAUUCCUGUGGCAGCAUCUUUGUGACCACCAGCGCUCCAGGCACAGGCAUCUUCUCAGACUUCUCUAACAUCCAGACGGUGAACGUGAGUGGGGUGGUCCGCUCCUUCGACCCCACAAUGGGAACCGUGACUUACAAUGCUGAGCUGUCCUACUUCUACUCAUGUGCUUAUCCGCUGGAGUACCUCAUCAACAACACAGUCGUUGAUGUGUCGUCCUCCUCCAUUGCAGUAAAGGACAAAAACGGUACGUUCAUCAGCACUCUGAGCAUGCAGCUCUUCAAGGAUAGGAACUACACUUCUCCGCUGAUAAUCCCUCCUCUGGGAAUUGAAAUGAGAACUACUAUAUAUGUUCAGGUCAUCGCUGCGAACCUGACAGCACAAUAUAAUGUUAUGCUGGACCAGUGCUAUGCCUCCGUCUCUCCUCUGCCCUCCAACUCCACCGUUUUCAAUCUUUUUGUCUCGUGCUCAAAGGACCGCUUUACUACCAUGUAUGAAAACGGAGACACGCAAAGAGCUCGCUUCAGCUUCCCGGCCUUCAGAUUCACCGAGCAGCAGAACCAGACCGUCUCCACCUACUACCUGCACUGCAUCACCAGGCUGUGUGAACGCACCAACUGCAACCAGUUUAAGGUGGGGCAGUGCAGGAGGAAGAGAAGAGAGGCUGAGACGACUAUAAUUAAGGACAGUAUCUCUGCGCUCAUCACUUCAGUGCCCAUUGUGACUCAGGAGGACAAUUCCAUGGCCUCCAAUACAGUGACCACCCAGGCCAAGGCUGCAAAUAAAGGUUCCUCAGUGGGUCUGAGCGUUGCUGUGGCUGUUCUGGUUGUGGUGGGCACCGUCGCUGCCCUGAUGGCUGUGACCUUUUACCGCAAACUCAGGUGGUUCCACUGAUCGCCAUCUGUCGUCUGACGUCCGUGAUGGGGGACUUGCUUGAGUGCAGGUUGAGGAGGGAACCUGGGCUUUCACCCUGCUGUCUGUGCAUAGUUUUGCAUUAACUUUUCCUAUAGAAGGUUAUGUGGUCUGUCAUAAGACUAUAUAAUACUCAUAAAAAAGGUAUGGGCAGUUUAUAAUAUCAACAUGUGCUGUAAACUUUGCGAAAAAAAAAAAGUUUUUUUUUAUUCUCUCACAUGUAAACUGUCAUUUUUUCACUGUGUUGUUGAAAAAAAAAAUGCUGGUAGGGUUUUGCAAAUAUUACUGUUAAUUUCUUACAGUUUGCUGCCACGAUAAUGGGAACACUUGAGUAAGUGGGGAAUAUAAAUGAUGUAAAAGCAGGAGCUUCAAAACAGAUGUGGCUCAUGAAUUAGCUGAGUUUUCAACUCAGGAUGCAAAGCCAGAGGUGGUUUAAAAUAGCCUCUUUUUAUGGUUGUACUCAGUGAUUCAUCCGCACUUUUAUCAAAUUUGUAUCCUUCAUUCACUCCAAUGUUGCUUUUAUGUGUUUUUGGCUGUUGAUUGGUCUCUGCGGAUCCAGCUUUUAAACAAUUCUCCACAACAGAGAGCCUGAAGGCCUUGAAUAUUGUAAUUCAAUAAACUGUAUUCAGUGAAAGAAGCAGACACAACUGCUUUAGUAGCUUUAGGAGCUUCAGUAGCUGUAGUGGCUUUAGUGCGGUAGUCAAGAGAAAUUAAUAAUGUUGAUGGACAUGUAUUGGUAGAGCAUCUUGCUGAAUGCAUGAUUAUUCCUUACAAAAUGGUCUGAACUUCUGUUUUGCUCUCAUCUAAAAGCCUUUUGAUUGAGACGAGCUCCCGUGCAUUUUGUCCCGGUUCUGUUGAAACAGCAACUCGCAGGAUAGAAGGAACGCAUUAACGAAGAAGGUCUAAUGCGUCUGUUGCAGAUUGCACGGCUAGACGGCUGUUAAUGUAGACUAUUGAUUUUGAGAACAUCACUGUGUUUAUAUCAGCUCUUAUAGUGUAUAUGCAUGUGUUAUUAUCAUUAUUAUUGGGCUAUUAAAGCUUACAGGGCUGUAAAGAUUGGCUGCAUGACUUCAUUCAUUCUGUUAGCCAUUAAGACUCCAUUACAUUGACUACAUAUAGUGUGUUUACAAUCACAGUAUCGGCACUCCUACUCCUAUAUUUAACUCUUUAGCGUACAGUGACUUUACAGUGAGUACACAGACCUGUAAUGGUAUGUAAAUGUUGUUAAUAAAU